Messenger RNA from Humulus lupulus (European hop), 1910 nucleotides. Its product is annotated as tyrosine decarboxylase-like. The record is from RefSeq and is a predicted model, not a curated record. Bases 163 to 1782 code for a protein of 539 amino acids. The transcript has a single exon. Gene Ontology annotation, molecular function: carboxy-lyase activity; pyridoxal phosphate binding. Gene Ontology annotation, biological process: amino acid metabolic process. Lineage: Eukaryota; Viridiplantae; Streptophyta; Magnoliopsida; Rosales; Cannabaceae.
AUCGAAAGAGAGUAGAACACAACUAGUAAAUCCAAUAUUGUUCUCUCUCUCACACCUACAUAUAUACAUAACUCAUCACUUCGAUCACUCUAGCCAACUCCAAAGCAAAACAAAGUUACUGACCUAUAUAUAGUGUAUAUAUAUAUAUAUACAUUCAUCGAAAUGGGCAGCCUCGGCGACUUUGAGUUCCCCCUAAACAACGCUCUGUCAAACAUGGCCGGCGAAGCAAGCACAAAUCCGUUGGACCCCGAGGAGUUCCGGCGCCAAGGGCACAUGGUAAUCGAUUUCAUAGCCGAUUACUACAAAAACAUCGAGAAGCACCCAGUUUUGAGCCAAGUCGAACCGGGAUAUCUCAAAAAGCGGCUCCCCACAUCAGCGCCCUACUAUCCAGAAUCCAUUGAGACGAUUCUAAGCGACGUCCAGGACCACAUCGUUCCGGGCAUUACCCACUGGCAGAGCCCCAACUACUUCGCAUACUUCCCUUCCAGCGGCAGCAUUGCGGGCUUCCUCGGAGAAAUGCUCGCCACCGGCUUCAAUGUCGUUGGAUUCAAUUGGAUGUCGUCUCCGGCUGCCACGGAGCUUGAGAGCAUAGUCAUGGACUGGCUGGGCGAGAUGUUAAGGCUCCCCAAGUCCUUUCUCUUCUCCGGAAACGGAGGCGGUGUCCUACAAGGAACCACCUGCGAGGCCAUCUUGUGUACACUCGUAGCUGCCCGAGACCGAACCCUCAAAAUCAUUGGAAGCGACAAUAUUGGAAAGCUCGUCGUUUAUUGUUCCGACCAAACACAUUGCGCCUUCAAGAAAGCUGCCCAGAUUGCCGGCAUCCACCCCAACAAUUUUCGAGUCAUCCCCACCACGUUAUCGUCUUCGUUUUCCAUGUCCCCUGAGGCCUUAAGAAACACCAUAACUGCCGAUGUUGAGGCCGGACUCGUCCCCACGUUUUUACUCGCAACUGUCGGGACAACAUCCACAACCGCUGUUGACCCACUCGGACCUUUAUGUGACGUGGCAAAGGAUUACGGAAUGUGGGUCCACGUCGACGCCGCUUACGCCGGGAGCAUCUGUAUUUGCCCAGAAUUCCGGCACUUCAUCGACGGAGUCGAAGGAGCCAACUCUUUCAGCUUCAACGCCCAUAAAUGGUUCUUCACCACCUUGGAUUGCUGCUGCCUUUGGGUCAAAGACCCCGCAGCAUUAACGCAAUCACUGUCCACUGAUCCGGAGUAUCUCAAGAACAAGGCCACUGAGUCUAAGCAAGUAGUCGACUAUAAAGACUGGCAGCUCGCUCUCAGCCGACGAUUCCGCUCCCUCAAACUAUGGCUCGUACUCCGAAGCUAUGGAGUCGAGAAACUACGUGGCUUUCUCCGAAAACAUGUCAAGAUGGCAAAGCUUUUCCAAGGAUCUGUACUGGCUGACGACAGGUUUGAGGUUGUCGUUCCCAGGAAUUUUGCCACUGUUUGUUUCAGAAUAUCGCCAUCAGCAAUAACUAGUGCUACUAAAUCUAAAGCCGUGUUGUCCGAGAUAACUAAUAAUUGUCCCCGAAGGAGUAGUAUUAUUAGUACUCCCAAAAAAAUGAUAUCUGUGAAUGAGCUCAACAACAAGCUCAUGGACUCUAUUAACCGCUCCGGUCGAAUCUACAUGACCCAUUCGGUCGUCGGCGGUAUCUUUCUGUUGCGUUUCGCAGUUGGUGCGAGUCUCACAGAGGAAUCUCAUGUUGUUGAGGCUUGGAAGGUGGUCAAGCAACAUGCAGACGCCAUUCUCAGUUCACACCAGCUCCAUCACCAAUAGUCUUUUCAAUUAAUAUCUUCAAUUCAUUUUGAGAGGGUCAACAAUGAUGGUUGCCUUGUUUCUCUGUACUAUUCUUUCCUAUAAAUAUACAUGCUAUUCUUUUAAGUACAAAUUAAUUUAAUUGUCUA